Messenger RNA from Caenorhabditis remanei, 732 nucleotides. RefSeq lists its product as uncharacterized. The record is from RefSeq and is a predicted model, not a curated record. The transcript is spliced from 3 exons. NCBI's taxonomy places the organism in Eukaryota, Metazoa, Nematoda, Chromadorea, Rhabditida, Rhabditidae. Gene Ontology annotation, molecular function: glutamate synthase activity. Bases 1 to 732 code for a protein of 243 amino acids.
AUGGCAGCGAUGUGUCCGGUUUUAGUUAUUAAGAAGAAUUUCGCAGAGCUCAUCAAGGCCGUCAGUCGCUAUGGCCUCCGUCUAGUCGUUGUGGGACGUAGUACGGCCGUGGAUUCCAAUAAUGAGUACAUCCCGUUGCUUCAACAACUUCAUUCACAGAGAAGUUGGAGGAUAUCACGUUUUCUGUCGUAUCUACCCGCUCAUCUACGAUCUGAAGUUUGCUUACCCUGUGGCAUGUCAGGAGUUGGAAUCAUUGCUGCUGGUGUUGCCAAAGGAAAUGCGGACCAUAUCACGGUCUCUGGACAUGCCGGAGGUACUGGUGCGUCGAGUUGGACUGGUAUCAAACACACCGGAUUGCCAUGGGAGUUGGGAGUUGCUGAGGCAACUCAUCAAGUUCUCACAAUGAACAAUCUUCGUUCUCGUGUCGUCCUUCAAGCUGAUGGUCAAAUCCGUACUGGUCGUAAUGUCUUGAUUGCCGCACUUCUUCCAUCUGAUGAGUUCGGAAUGUCCACCGCCCCACUCAUCGUUCUUGGAUGCACGAUGAUGAGAAAGUGUCAUUUCAACACUUGCCCAGUCGGAGUUGUCACACAGGAUCCUAUUCUCCGUGUCAAGUUCGAAGGAAAACCAAAACACGUUGUCCACUACAUGUUCAUGGUUUUUGAAGACUCUCCAAGCUUGGUCUCAAGAAGUUGUACGAAGCCGUUGGUCGCACGGACCUUCAGAGAUCGAUAA